AUGGACGCUCCCUUACCAGAAAAUAACACCACCAACGAUGCUAAACACCACCAAAACGUUAUUGUAAUGAGACACGGUGACCGAAUCGACAACUUCGAGCCAUUAUGGAUCACAAAUGCCAGUAGACCAUGGGACCCACCUCUUGUGGAAGCGGGUCGGGUCAGAGCUUUUUGUACGGGUCGGAAACUUAAAAAGAAUCUUGGCUUCCCGAUCCAUCGGGUCUUUGUUUCUCCUUUUCUCCGUUGUAUCGAGACCGCCUCCGAGGCUGUCUCCGCCCUCUGCGCCGUCAAUGAUGACCCUGACGUUGUUAGUAGCCACGGUGUCGCAAUCGAUCCCUCUAAACUCAAGGUCUCUAUUGAGUAUGGUUUGUGUGAGAUGUUGAAUAGGGAAGCCAUCAGACGUGAUUGCGUGCCCAAAGACGGGAGCUUUGGAUUCAAUAUCGCUGAGCUUGAAGCCAUGCUGCCAGCUGGAACACUGGAUCAUGCUGUGAAACCAGUGUAUGAAGAGUUGCCACAAUGGGAAGAGACUGUGAUGGGUGCAAGGACUAGAUAUGAACAAAUCAUUAAGGCGCUUGCAGAUAAAUACCCUUCAGAAAACUUGCUUCUUGUCACACAUGGGGAAGGAGUAGGAGUUUCAGUUUCUGAAUUCUUGAACGACGUAACAGUUUAUGAGGUAGAGUACUGUGCAUAUUCGCAACUAAGAAGACCUGUUUUCCUCGAAAACAAGUCAUUUACUGCUGGAGAGUUUGAGGUGCUCACGCAUAAUGGUCGAACUGGCAUCAGUUACUGUUCUCGAAUCCCUAUGGCUGUGGAUGAUGAUGCUAUGUGA
Messenger RNA from Dovyalis caffra, 828 nucleotides. The record is from the annotation of a GenBank genome assembly. NCBI's taxonomy places the organism in Eukaryota, Viridiplantae, Streptophyta, Magnoliopsida, Malpighiales, Salicaceae.